Malania oleifera is the source of this 1067-nucleotide messenger RNA. RefSeq names its product protein yippee-like At5g53940. The record is from RefSeq and is a predicted model, not a curated record. NCBI's taxonomy places the organism in Eukaryota, Viridiplantae, Streptophyta, Magnoliopsida, Santalales, Ximeniaceae. The transcript has 5 exons. The coding region runs from base 378 to 761 and encodes 127 amino acids. Gene Ontology annotation, cellular component: ubiquitin ligase complex.
CUACGUAGACUUGCUACUAUUUAGUAAUGGCAUUUCUUUCCUACAUUGUUGAGAGGCGGACGGGAAGAAACGAAGGGAGAGAGAGUGAGUGGAGACGCUUUACAGCUUGGUGGUAAUUGAAAUGUAAAGAACAAAAAAAAUUCACGGUAGACGAGCUCAAACUCUAUUCCCAAUCCACAUGUCCCAGCAUUCAUGCCUGCACCGCCUACUAAAAGCUACCUGCCUGCCCAUACCACUGGCGCGCACGCAUCUCUCUCUCUCUCUGAGCGGACCCAUUUCUCAAAACUUGCGAUCAAAGCGAAUUUGUGAGAAUACCCAUAAAGGAUUUUAUAUUCAGAAAUCGAAGGGGGUUAGUUAACAGGGCCGAAGAAGGAGCGAUGGGGAGGAUAUUUGUGGUGGAGCUGGAGGGUAGGGCUUAUAGAUGCAAGUUCUGCAAAACCCACUUAGCCCUCGCCGACGAUCUCGUCUCCCGGGCUUUUCAUUGCCGCAGGGGGAAAGCUUACCUAUUUAAUAAGGCAGUGAAUAUCACAAUCGGAGCUCAAGAAGAGAGGGCGAUGUUGUCAGGAAUGCACACAGUUGCAGAUAUAUUUUGCUGCUGUUGUGGACAGAUUGUUGGCUGGAAAUAUGAGGCAGCACAUGAUAGAAGUCAAAAGUACAAAGAAGGGAAAUUUGUUCUUGAAAGAGGGAGGAUCAUUGAUGGAGUCCACUCAGAAUUUUAUGUUGAUACCCAUCCCAUUAUGAGCGAUGCAGAAGAUGUGUAGGUUCGAGCUAAUUGUUAGCGGAUACAUUAUGGACAACAUUGCUGUUGAUAAUUGUGGGUUCUGCGGUAUAGGUCAUGCUUACUAUUUCUGUAAGCAUGAACUAUACAUGGAAUUCCACUUUAUUUUGCAAAAUAGGCAGUUUGAUGAAAGUUGCAGCAAAUUCACUCCUUUUGUGUGUAUAUAUUAUGAAUUGUGACGUGGGUGAAAUUUGCAUUCAUGGGGAAUUUACGUCUCAGUUGAUCGCUGGUGUAAAUUAAGUAGAUGUUGCGUAUGGAUGAAUGGAAUGAAAUUAAAUUUGUUGCUUCU